AACAAAGAUGGCCGCUGAUGCACUUCCGGCCGGCCGCUUCCUGUGAUACUACGCUGCCAUAUUUGUGACCGGCAGAGGGAGGACAGGACGUGACAGGAGGCUGAGGUGUUGCUGGCCAAGGUCCCGCGGGUCUGACCCCGAGAGCUUAAGACUUCACUCCCUUCAUAAUCUGCAAGAGAUGUUGGUGAGACAGCUCCGCAGAUGGGCCCAGCAGCACUGGGUACCCUGGAGGGCGUGGGCCAGCGUUGUGUCCCCGGCAGAGGAGUCCUCCGCCAGGGAGGUGUUUCGCACCAGUGAAUGUGACCCGGACCGGCACACAGAGGCACAUGAAGGACAGUAUUACAACCAUUCUCCCUCUCAGAAGGUUAGGACCACCUUCCCCUACGGUCUGCCGGCUCGGUUCCAGUUACAGUGCAAGACCUUCAAUGAGACCAGUCUGAUGGUGCGGAGCCCGGCCCUGGAAGUCAUCCAGUACCUGAGGAACACCAACUUCUCCCAGCCGGCCGUGCGCUACCUGCUGUAUGGAAAGAAUGGGACGGGGAAGAGCCUGUCGUUGUGCCAUGUCCUGCACUAUUGCCAGUCCCAGGGCUGGUUUAUCCUCCACCUGCCUGAUG
Messenger RNA from Pseudophryne corroboree (corroboree frog), 614 nucleotides. It is a transcript of the gene DAP3, whose product is annotated as death associated protein 3. Gene Ontology annotation, biological process: apoptotic process. The annotation marks the transcript as partial. Lineage: Eukaryota; Metazoa; Chordata; Amphibia; Anura; Myobatrachidae. The record is from RefSeq and is a predicted model, not a curated record. The transcript is spliced from 6 exons. Gene Ontology annotation, cellular component: mitochondrial ribosome; mitochondrial small ribosomal subunit. Gene Ontology annotation, molecular function: structural constituent of ribosome.